GCUGCGGGUGGACGAUACCAAACGUAAGGAAAGGAGGGGGAUGCAUGCGCACGCCACGCCCACUGGGCUCUUGGCUGGGGCUCUCCGGGCAGUGGCCACCCCUACCGUUAUUCCGCUACAUGGUAGGACCCGCGGCGGUGGGGCGGUUCUCAGGCCUUAAAGCGCUGGCUUUUGAGUGGAAGGCGUGAAAAUGGCGGACUCCUCCGGACUGGGUGCUGGGAAGCCUUCUGGGGCGUCUGAUCCCUCUGUCAGGCCGAAGGGGAAAAGAACACAAGGAGGAAGAGUAGUCGAGUCUCGAUACUUGGAGUAUGAGAAGAAAGUCAGAAAGGACGCUGCAGCAGACCCAGCCAGGACCCGAGGGAAGGCGCCCGAGGGCGGGAGGAAGGCCGGCCCACUCCACAAGGGCAGAGCGGACAGCGGGAGCCGGCGGGAACUACAGUCCACCAUGCUGGAAGGACACAGCUUAGCCUUGCCUCACCAAGACUUCAACCUGGAUCUCUCUGCCAUUCAUGAUACAAGCAGGCCAAGAAAGACUCUACCACUGGAUAAGACGACAUCCAAGAAAGCCAGGUCAGCUGCCCCUGGUGCCCCGCAGAAAAAGAACUCCGAUCUUCAGGAGGCGAUGGACAUGAUCGAGUCACAGACACUGCUGUUGACCCUGCUGACUGUGAAGAUGGAGAACAACGUGGCACGCUUGGAGGUGGAGGGCGGCCGGCGGCUGUUGGCGCUGGCCCGGGAACGGGCGCGGCUGCAGCGCCAAGCACAUGAGUUGCAGCGGGCGUGUGCUCUCCGCGACCAGAAGCAGGCGCUGGCCACGCAGCUGGAUGCCCAGGAGGAGAUGCUCCGCCCCCUCCUGGCAGUGGCAGACCGCUUUGGAGAGCAGUACCAGCACGUGGCCUCCGCGCUGGACAGCACCAGGCAUGAGCUGCCCGUGCACUCAGUCCACCUGCCGGGGGACGGAUUGCAGCUCCUAGAUGCGCUGCAGCCCGAGCUGCUGGAGACGCGGCGGCUGCUGGGUGAGCUCGGCCUGGACCCAGCGGAGGGAGAGGCACCGCUGCUGGGACUGCUGAGUGAGCUGCGCACUGCCUCCCAAGAGAAGGACGCCCAGCUCUGCAGGUACUUCUCCCAGGUGCUGGAGCUGGACGCUGAGGCCAGCAAGGAGGCCGCUCUGGGGAACCAACAGGCAUGGGAAGAGGCUGUGGGCCCAGCCUCCAGCCGGUGGUACUUCAGUCCCGAUGGCCUCCCUGCGGAGCCUGUGGGCAUAGCACUGCCCAGCGAUGGGGGGUGUGAGCCGUGCAGCCCGUGAUGCCCACAGACCUGGCCCCCCUCACUAGCCAUGACACCCUCUUGCAGUUGGGAAGAAAACCAGUUUCGUGCCUUUUAUUGAGACAAUUUGGCGCCCACCAUUUGGGACCUUUGAGCACUUUAUGGUUUGUGGUCUGUAGUGUAGUUAUGUUCUCUUUGGAUAUUAUGUAUUGAUGUUCUCCUUUGAAUUAAACUGGUGUGCAUAGCAGCCUUGCUGCUC
Perognathus longimembris pacificus (Pacific pocket mouse) is the source of this 1525-nucleotide messenger RNA. RefSeq names its product HAUS augmin like complex subunit 8 (gene Haus8). The transcript is spliced from 11 exons. Lineage: Eukaryota; Metazoa; Chordata; Mammalia; Rodentia; Heteromyidae. The coding region runs from base 191 to 1306 and encodes 371 amino acids. The record is from RefSeq and is a predicted model, not a curated record.